AGGACAAGUUUUAGGUACGUCCCACUCAGAGAGUCCCAUGGGUGAGCAGCUGGGAGCGAUCCUCAGAGACAUGGCACGGAAAAGAAGCACCAGGCGCACCUGUCUGCUCUCCUGUCUCACUAUGGCUCUUCUCUUCCUGCUGGGGAUCCUUGUAGGAUGGCUGAUAAAACCUUCAGAGGAAAGGAUAACCCCACCCACGCAGAACAUAAGGCAGGAACUGGUGUCAGAAAUGAAAGCGGAAAACAUCAGGCAUUUCCUGCGCCUUUCGGUAAUGUGGCGCUUACUGGAUAACGGGUUUCCGGAUAAUGGAUCCCAUAAUCUUUGGAUUUAAAGAGACUUCACAAAGAUUCCUCAUCUGGCAGGAACCAAACAGAAUUUAGAGCUUGCGAAGCGAAUUCAGGAGCAGUGGAUGGAUUUUGGGUUGGAUUCGGCAAAGUUGGUUCAUUAUGACGUCUUACUCUCAUAUCCCAAUAGCAGCAAUCCCAAUUAUAUCUCCAUAAUCGAUGAACAUGGAAAAGAGAUUUAUAACACUUCUUUGUUCGAGCCACCUCCGAUGGGUUAUGAAAACUUCACAGACAUAGUCCCCCCGUAUAAUGCCUUCUCUGCACAAGGAGACCCAGAGGGUGAUCUUGUCUAUGUAAACUAUGGCCGUACAGAAGAUUUUUUCCAUUUGGAAAGAAAUAUGGGGAUUAACUGUACUGGGAAAAUUGUCAUUGCUCGAUAUGGAAAAAUCUUUCGAGGAAACAAAGUGAAGAAUGCAAUGUUAUCGGGUGCCAAGGGAAUCAUCCUUUACUCUGACCCAGCAGAUUACUGUGCUCCUGGAGUAGAACCAUACCCACAUGGUUGGAAUCUCCCAAGUGGUGGAGUCCAACGAGGAAAUGUCCUUAAUCUGAAUGGUGCAGGAGACCCACUGACCCCUGGCUAUCCAGCAAAAGAGUUCACAUACAGAUAUGAGGCUGAUGAAGGAGUGGGCCUUCCCAGCAUUCCUGUUCAUCCUAUUGGAUACCGUGAUGCAGAGGAAAUACUCAAACUAAUGGGAGGAGCCUCACCACCAAGCUCUUGGAAAGGAAACCUUGAUGUUCCUUACAACAUUGGGCCAGGAUUCCUACAAAAUGUUUCUACAAGAAAGGUCAGGAUGCAUGUCCACAGCAACAAUGAAGUUACCAGGAUUUAUGAUGUCAUUGGCACCAUCCGGGGAGCUGUGGAGCCAGAUAGGUACAUAAUAUUGGGUGGUCAUCGAGACUCUUGGGUCUUCGGAGGCAUAGAUCCAACGACCGGAGCAGCCGUCCUGCAAGAAAUCACAAGGAGCUUUGGCAAAAAAGUGAAAGAAGGUUGGAGGCCCAGAAGGACGAUUCUAUUUGCAAGUUGGGAUGCGGAAGAGUUUGGACUGCUGGGAUCUACUGAAUGGGCCGAGGAAAAUGCCAAAAUUCUGCAUGAGCGAGCUGUGGCCUAUAUCAACUCCGACUCUUCUAUAGAAGGGAACUACACCCUGAGAGUGGACUGUACCCCCCUGAUGUACAGACUCGUCUACAACCUGACAAAAGAGAUUGCCAGCCCAGAUGAAGGUUUCGAGGGCAAGUCCUUAUAUGAAAGCUGGAUGCAAAAAGAUCCUUCUAUUGAGGAUAAAGAUAUUCCCAGAAUAAAUAAACUUGGAUCUGGAAGUGACUUUGAGGCUUAUUUCCAGCGCCUGGGCAUCGCCUCCGCAAGAGCUCGCUAUACCAAAAAUCGGAAAACAGACAAGUACAGCAACUACCCAGUCUAUCACACCGUCUAUGAGACCUUUGAGCUGGUGGAUCGUUUUUAUGACCCCGGGUUUAAGAGACAGUUGGCAGUGGCCCAGUUGAGGGGAAGUCUGGUUUAUGAACUCGCAAACUCCCAGGUGAUCCCAUUCAAUGUCCAGGACUACGGAGAUGCUCUGAAAAGCUACGCGACCAGUAUCUACAGUCUGGCCAAAAGAACCAAGUCACUGAUGGAAACCUAUGGAGUAUCAUUUGAUUCACUGUUUUCUGCCAUCCAGAACUUCACAGAAGCGUCAGAUGGGCUGCACCAAAGGCUUGAAAAUCUCAAUCGCCAUAACCCACUUGAUGUUCGCAUUAUGAAUGAUCAGUUGAUGUUUUCAGAAAGAGCUUUCACAGAUCCUUUAGGAUUGCCAGGAAGACAAUUUUACAGACACAUCAUCUUCGCUCCAAGCAGCCAUAACAAGUACGCUGGAGAAUCCUUCCCGGGGAUCUACGAUGCCUUGUUUGAUAUCGAGAAUAAAGUCGAUCAGUACCAGGCGUGGGAAGAAGUGAAAAGGCAAAUUUCAGUUGCUGCAUUUACAGUUCAGGCAGCGGCCGAGACACUUCAAGAAGUAGCAUAAACCAUGGACAAUUCCAGAGAGUGAUCUCUGAUCCCAACGGACUGUUUGUUUAAACCACUCACUAAGCUUUAUUGUUCAGUAUUUUUAUAUUUAUCUGUAUAAAAGAAACUACAGUUUUCAAA
Molecule: messenger RNA, 2481 nt
Organism: Xenopus laevis (African clawed frog)
Lineage: Eukaryota; Metazoa; Chordata; Amphibia; Anura; Pipidae
Gene: naalad2.S
Product: N-acetylated alpha-linked acidic dipeptidase 2 S homeolog
Exons: 20
Coding region: 410-2359 (649 amino acids)
Source: RefSeq, a predicted model, not a curated record